Messenger RNA from Adineta steineri, 5862 nucleotides. NCBI's taxonomy places the organism in Eukaryota, Metazoa, Rotifera, Eurotatoria, Adinetida, Adinetidae. The record is from the annotation of a GenBank genome assembly.
AUGGUUUUCGGAGGAGCUCUUGGUUUAAUUCUUCUUGGAUUUGGUAUUAUUUUUUGUAUUAUAUGGCUAACAAUUCGUUUAUUUUUAAUUUAUCUUAAAUGGUUUCGUCGAAUUGAUAUUAAUUUUAGUUCAAUUGGUCUUGGUGAUAUACAAAAUCUUGAAAUAGAACAUCGUUUAUUUCAUCUUCACAUUAAACAUGUUAAUCUUUUGUCUAUAUUUUCAAUAGUUCUUUGGCGAUUACCAAUUUUAACAAUACAUAAUGUUCAUCUAAAAAUUAAUUCUCUUACAAAUAAAAAUCUAACUAAAACUAAACAAAAAAAUGAUUGGAAAACAAAAUUAUAUUUACUUAAAUAUGUUUCCAUUCGAAUUGAACAAUUGCAAAUUGAAUAUGAAAAUAUCAAUAUUACAUGUCAACGUGUUUCAUUACAUCCAGCUACUAUACCAAACAGUACAAAUUCGAAUACGUCGAUUAAUUGUGAAUAUGUUGAAUUAUCAUUUGCUGAGAAAACAGAGAAAAUAAAUAAUGAUAUAUCACCAGAAUUAUUAUUGAAAUCAACAUGGAAUAAUAUUGAAUUACAAACAAAUUUAGAACAACGUUUACUUAUUGAUACAAAUCAUUGGUCUAUUACAAUUGAUGACAGAAUAAUUCAAUAUUUAAAAAAACAACAAGCGAAUUCUUUUUCUUCGACUUCUCAACAACAAAAACAACAACAACAACCACAAAGAACAUCAAAUUUUCGUUAUAUAGAUUCUAAUUUAUUAUCCAUGACUCAACCGACACAUUCAAAUAAUCUAUUUACUAAAUUUGAUCAAUGGCUUGAAUUUCUUCAUGAUCCAUUUCUUAGUAUUUCUGUUCGACAUUUUGAUUUGCAAUAUACAUCUAUAGAUAAUAUACAUCAUUAUCAUACUCUUGACACAGCUCAAUUCUCAUUUCAAAACUCAUCUACAGUCUCAGUUGAAUCACGACAUGCAUAUAUUGCUAAUUUUCGACUUCAUUCUCAGUCAGUACUUAUUAAUGGUUUAUGUCAAGUAACAAUAUUUCCUGUUCGUCUUGAUCUUACUUGUCAAUUAAAUGAACUUAAUAUUCAAUUACAUGAACAUACUAUUCAACAAGUUUAUUCACUACUAUCCUCUCGAUCAUCUGCAUCAUCAAACACUACAUGGAUAUUGGAUCGACAGAUAGAUAUAUCAUUCCAAUUUUUAAAUCCGUCUAUUCGUUUAAAAAUGCUUGAUAUUGAUGAAUGGUUCAUAUGUCAGAUGAAUUCCUCAAAAAUAAUCUUUCAUUAUAUUCAAAAUUUAGAAUCAAAAUCAUUAAUUGAAUUAAAAAAUAUGCUGAUAUAUACGUCUAAUAAUCAGGAUAACGUAUCUUCUGAAUCCUUAAUUGAUAAUCUUGAUAAAAAACAUGUAUGGAAUUGUCUAUUUUAUCUUCCAAAUGCAAAUGCAACUAUAUUAAUCAGUAAAUCGAUACAUAUUCAAUCUGAUAUAACUGGAAUACGUUUGCAAUCAAAUCAUAUUUUAAUUUCUCUUUUAAAACGAUUACGAACUAUGUCAGUUUCAUCAACAAAAACAAUACCACCACCAACAAAAACAGAUUCAAAUCGUUCCAUUGAAUUGUCUUUAUAUAUGAAGUCUGUUACAAUAGUUAUUUGUGAUACUGUACCAGUAUAUUUGUGCUUAUCAAUAUCAUCGAUACGUGCAACUCGAUCACAAGUAGAAAUGAAAAAAAUUAUAACAUUCUUUAAUAAUCAAUCAUCAGAUGAUAUACCGUUCGCUUCGUUAACACAAGGUCAGAAAAUACUUGAAAUUCGUCGUAUGACUAAUCAACAUCUUCUCACGAAUUCAACCAUAAAAAUAACUGUUUCACAUGAUAUGAUAUUAGUAUGGUCAACUAAAUUACAUUUGUUUUUGUAUCGUUUUAUGUCUUCAUUAAAAUUAAAUAAUGAAAAAAUGAAAACAGUAUCAAAUGAUAAUGAGAGCAAUAAACAAACGACAAAGAAUAAUAUCGAGUUUAAUGUCGAUGCAUUUGCUCAUGUAUAUUUACAAUUAUCAAAUGAUUGCAAAAUUCAUUUGAAAUUUCAUCAAUUCUCAUCUCAAUUUAUUCGCCAACAUUCAUUUGAUAAUGAAACACAAAUGCAAUUAAAAUGCUCACAAUUAAUUAUCGAUUGUCAACAACAAUGUAUUUUUGUUAUAAAUGAUAUAUUAUUUACACGUCUUACUCAAUCAAAAGUUUUAUCAACAGAACGAUUAAUAUUAUUACAGAAGAAAACAGUUGCUAAACUUGAUAUGCCGCAUAAUCGUGCUAGUUUAGUUGAAAUAAAUUCGUUUUCUAUACGUUUUCCAUUUGAUUCAACAUUUAAUGAGGUUGUUGAAAAGUUAGUUAAUAUUCGUAAAUGGUUAAAACGUAUUCAUAAUCAUAAUGGAGAUAUGUCAUCAAAAUUUUUAAAUGAAAUUCCUAAACAUAAAAUAUCAAAUGAAGUUUGGACAGAUUUAUCAAUAAAAAUCAAUGACUUCGAAUUAGCUAUUAUUGAUGAUUUAUUUGAAGUAAAAUUAUUUCAAAAUUAUUGCUUAAUGGCUGAUGAAUAUCAAGAACGUGAAAUACGUGAACAAGUCUUACAACAACGUAUUGAAGAAUCUGACCGUACAUCUCAACCAUUACAUAAUAUAAAUGAAUUAAAACGAGCUUUAAUGGAAGCAAGUUCUAAAGUAUAUAUAAAACGUAGUCAAAAAACAAAUUUUGAUGAGAAUAAACAACGAAUAAAACGUAAUUUAAUACGUUGGCAUUUACAACAAGUUGAUUUAAUUGCAUUAGCUGAUCAAUCAUGGACAGGAAAAGAAAAUAUAUUAAAUAUAAUACAUCAAAUUGAUUCGGAUAGUACACAAAUUCCAUAUGAUACAAGUGAUUUAUGUACUAUAUGGUGUCGUUAUGUUAUAUUAAAAUGCGAUGAAUGGUCAAUACAUUUUAGAGAUUUUCGACAACCAUUAUGGCAAAUGCAACAAUUCAAUCUUUGGGGACAUAUUUGUGCUGCAGAAGUUACACCUGAUAGUUUAGAUUCUAUUCGAACACCAUGGGUAGAGAUUGGUGAACCUUAUGAACCAAAUCGAUUUCGUGUACAACGUCUUCUUUCACCAUUGAAAUUCUAUCAUGAUAUCAAUUCAGAUAUUGAUUCUUUUCUUAUUUCUUAUGGACCAGCUUGGGAAAAUACAAUGGCACAAGUAAAUUUAUGUUUAAAUAGUAUAACACCUCGUACUGUUGAUCCUUCACCAUUACUUCCAUGGUGGGAUAAAAUUCGUCUUUAUCUUCAUGGUCGAUGGUCAUUUGCAGCAAAUAAAAUGUCAUGGCUUUAUCAUGUUGCAUCAAGUCCAUAUAAUGAUACUGAAGAAAUGGAAUGGGUAUGGGAUCAAGCAUUUGUUGAUUGGACAAAUGGAAAAUUUAUUAUUCAAGCAUCAAGUCUUUCGAUUAAAUUAAGAACAAGUUCAAAAUAUGAUGAUUGUUGUCUACUUUAUUUACCAAGUGUUGAUACAAGAAUUACUCUUAAUUGGUUAUGUACUGGUAAUUCAAAUGAUCAUCAUGCUGUUCGACUUGCUACACGUGACGCUCCUCAUGAUUCUUAUACUCUAAACCGUUCAAAGCAUUUAAAUGCAACAGCAAAAUUUGAAUGUAAAGAUGUACCUGAAGGUGGUAUACCACCAACAUGUACUAUCUAUGCUAGUACACUUAGAUUUUGUGAACGUGUAAAAAAUACAAUGAUGUCUAUUACUCGACCAACACGUCGUGGACCAUUAUUUUUACCCAUAGGUGAACUAGUUGUUCCAGCACGUAAACCACUUCUAUCUCGUCAUUAUGAAGCUGUUGAAUUACAAUUAAUUCUUCCACAAUUUCGUGUGAAAUAUUUAACAUCAUUUGCACGUCAAACAGGUGCACAAGUUGAUUGUCAAUUAUUUAAUUUUGUUACUUAUCAAGAAUUAAAUUUAAUUGAUCAUCAUGAUGGUCUUGCACGACGUCCAAAAGUUUCAUGGAAACCUAAAAUGAUGAAUGUUAAUUUAAAACGUGCACAAACAUGGUUAUUACGAGAUGCUAAUGAAGAUAAAGAAUCAAAUGAAAUAUCAAAUAAACAUGAUAAUCAAAAAGAAUGUCAACAACAACGAACAUUUUUUCUUAGUUUAGAUAGUUUAAUUUAUAUACGUUCACCAUCAACAAGUAGUAAAAGUAGUACACAUUCAGUAUUAAUUGAUGAAUUAAAAGCUGUAUGGAAUUUAACUAAUCGUCGAACACUUUUUCUCGUUUAUGAACGUUAUCGUCGAAAUAAUAUUCUUCGAUCAAAUCUUUCCAAUCCAUUUGCUAAAGAACUUGAACAUUUACAACAAGAAAAAACUCUUACUACACCUUCAGAUCAAUCGCCAGCAGAUGAUAUUUCAAAUAUAACAUCAACAUUAACUUCAGAAGAUUUAUAUUCAACUCAGACAUCAACAACUAUAAGUAUGACAACAAAUGGAUCAACUUCACAACCAUCAACAUUAGCUUCGUUCCUCGAUCAACUUAUUAAUGAAAGUCAAAAUAAACCAAGUGCAGAUCUUGAUCCUAGUGUCGAUGCAUCUGUAUCAUUAAUUGGUCUUCGUCAAUGUACAAAAGAUGAUGUGGAAGAACAUACAUUACAUAUUGAAUUAGCUGAUAGUCAAAUAGCUUUACGUGGUAUUGAAUCAGGUGGUUAUGUUAUAUUAUCAGCUACAGUUGCAUUAGUUGAUCAAUAUCGUCAUCAACCUGUCUGGCGUGAUGAACAGUUAUGCGAUAAAACAUCUUGGCAUGGUGAUUUACAAGGAAUGCAAUAUUUUUCAACGACAGUAUCUUCAUCAUCACCACCACCAACAACAACAACGACGACAACAAAAGCAAAAGAAAAAAUAAAUAAUCCAACUUCAACAUUAUUUUCACUAGAUGAUGAUAUUAUUUGGAUUCCACGACGUGAUAUUCGUGAUGAAAAUUCUCUUCUAGGUGAAUCAUCACGAAGUGUUGUUGGAAGUGUAGCUACAAAUGAUGGUUGUGGUGAUCAACAACUUCAAUGUAUUAUAUCAAAAUCAAAUGCAACUUUAUCCUAUGUAUUUUAUACUGAACAAACACAACAAGAAGAAGAAACUGAUACGAAUAUUGUUAUUCCGCCAUUUACAAAACCAUCAAUAAAUGAAUCUAAUCCUAUUGGUGAAAAUGAUCGUUUACUCGUUGAUUCUUUUACAUUUAUUCAUAAUGAUAUUCAAUUAUCAACAAAUUCGUCACAAUAUCGUACAAUUAUGGAUAUUGUUAAUAAUUUACUUUUAUAUGUUGAACCGAAGAAAGAAGGUGCAAAUAAUAAAUUACGAAAGCUUCGUUUAAAAAUUCAAUUAGCUAAUAACUUACCAGUUUUACAAAAAAAUAUUCGUCAUUUACUUGAACGUGUCAGAUCAACAUUAGCUGAGCUACGACGACUUGAACGAGAAAUUUAUUAUUUUAGUCGAACUAAUAAUAAUAAUUUAGCUAGUAAUUCAUAUUCAUCCGAAGAAGAAGAUGGUACUAGUACUGGUCCUGUUCCUGGUCAUGGUCGAGAACGUGCAUUUUCAUUUACACCAGAAGAAUAUGAACAAUUACAAAAUUCAUAUAGUUCAGUUAAAGCUGAAUCAAAUGAAUUAGCAGAAAAUUUAGGAAUGAUGUGUGCAGUUUAUAAAGAUAUGCAAUUAGCACGAUUAGUCAAACUGAGAAUAGCAGCAACAAGUAAUAAGACUGCUCGAUUAGAACGACGAUAUGAAAUUCAUGGUGGUUCGAUAACAUGGUUUAUUAAACAUGAAGAUGGACAAAUUACAAAUGCACAAUUUUUGUUAAGAAAUCUUUUGUAA